AUGAUAAAGGUUGUUUUGGAGUUGAUCGUGGGAUUAGCUCUAUGUAUGUGGGCUGUUUUGACUUUCCAUGGCAAGUUUCUCUCCAUUCACCCUGACUCCGAUGAAAACAGGGCGGUGCUUUACCAGAUAACACGGAUUUCAUGAUAUUCACUCACCGUGGCCGACUCUUCCCACCUGAGAUCACCAUGAAGUUUUGAUUUUGUUUUUUGUUUUUAUCCUACUGCUUAGUCAAAAACUCAUCUAUCCAAUGUAAUGAGAUGUUGUUUCCAUUGAUAUUCUAC
This is a messenger RNA of Eruca vesicaria subsp. sativa (arugula), 281 nucleotides long. Lineage: Eukaryota; Viridiplantae; Streptophyta; Magnoliopsida; Brassicales; Brassicaceae. The record is from the annotation of a GenBank genome assembly.